AUGCCAACCAAUUACGUCACCUAUUGGUCGGACACGUCAGUCAACACACCGUUCACUACACGGCAGGGGUUGGUAACUAGUCGUGUGGACAGUCGUGUGGACAGUCGUGUGGUUGCAAUGGUUGGCAACACAUGUCCCACCCGUUCCCUGAGAUGUGAAGACGGGUUUCUCAUAUACUUCGCGAACCUUAGUGUCCACGACGUGGAUGUCAUAUGGAUUGACUACGAGGGCUAUGAAGUGGUUUACAAGACUUUAAGACACAGACAAAUGUUUAAAUUGCAGACUUUUGUGAGCCAUCCAUGGAUUUUCAGACAUAGACUCACAAAACGUCGAUUUCUUUUUCAAACCAAACCUCAAACCACUUGCCAAGACAUCGUCAAUAGUCUGACAUUCAUUGCACAAGAAAUACCUGAUAAUGAGGUUCAAGUGAUCUAUAUUUUCGAUGUCUUUCAGUCGUUGAAAGAGAAAUGCUUUCAAUCGGUGUAUAAAUCAAUUGGACUCCACGGUAGUGAAGAACUCAAUGAAUCCGAUAUUCCUAGAGCUCUGAUCAAAGAGUACCACAAAUAUGUGAAUCUCUUUUUGACUGUUUAUGAUUCGCGUGAAUGUCGGGCACACAUCCCAUGA
Molecule: messenger RNA, 624 nt
Organism: Oppiella nova
Lineage: Eukaryota; Metazoa; Arthropoda; Arachnida; Sarcoptiformes; Oppiidae
Source: the annotation of a GenBank genome assembly